This is a messenger RNA of Strongylocentrotus purpuratus (purple sea urchin), 393 nucleotides long. Its product is annotated as fibropellin-3-like. Lineage: Eukaryota; Metazoa; Echinodermata; Echinoidea; Camarodonta; Strongylocentrotidae. Gene Ontology annotation, molecular function: calcium ion binding. Gene Ontology annotation, biological process: establishment or maintenance of epithelial cell apical/basal polarity; heterophilic cell-cell adhesion. Gene Ontology annotation, cellular component: plasma membrane; protein-containing complex. The record is from RefSeq and is a predicted model, not a curated record. The coding region runs from base 7 to 393 and encodes 128 amino acids. The transcript has 4 exons.
ACUAACAUGUACACAUGUUUCUGUGCAGUAGGAUACACUGACGUUCACUGUGAAAGAGAUAUUAACGAGUGUCUUUCCAACCCUUGUGAGAACGAAGGUACGUGUACCGAUCAGAGUGCAAUGUACACAUGUACCUGUGCAGCAGGAUAUGAGGGCGACAAUUGUGAAAUGAACAUCAACGAGUGUAUGAGUAGACCGUGUCAAAAUGGUGGUCUUUGCGUGGACGGGAACAACCAAUACUUCUGUGUCUGCACAGGCAUGACAGUCUUCGGUUUCCCAGGCACCGGUUUCGACGGAACCCACUGCCAAAACAUUCCAGGUCCAUACUAUGCCGUCAGCUCUACCGUGAUCAACUUAAGCAUGAACAUCAACCAUGAGGAUAGUUUGCAUUAG